This is a messenger RNA of Paraphaeosphaeria sporulosa, 2450 nucleotides long. RefSeq lists its product as uncharacterized. The coding region runs from base 197 to 2290 and encodes 697 amino acids. The transcript has 4 exons. Gene Ontology annotation, biological process: interstrand cross-link repair; protection from non-homologous end joining at telomere; double-strand break repair via nonhomologous end joining. The record is from RefSeq and is a predicted model, not a curated record. Gene Ontology annotation, molecular function: 5'-3' DNA exonuclease activity; damaged DNA binding. NCBI's taxonomy places the organism in Eukaryota, Fungi, Ascomycota, Dothideomycetes, Pleosporales, Didymosphaeriaceae.
CUGCCCAUCACUCGCCACUCGCUCGCCUCGCAUCCAAGCGCACACCCCGGCAAGCUGCCCUCGCCGCCUCGGUCAACCUGGCACUUUGGGCUUCCCUGGACGGAUCACGUACUACCGCAUUCGGUAGCUCUGCCAGUUGUGUUCCGCUUCCUCGAUUCUUGGGUUGCCAUGAUCCGGUCACACGGUCCCGGCGAGCAUGUCAACCUUCAAAGGCAUCGUCGCCGAGUUCCCUCAGAUCCGGAUCGACUACUUCAAGCAUCAACCAGAACACAGGGCGCCUUUAGCUUGCUUCUUGAGCCAUGUGCAUAGUGAUCAUCUGAUCGGGUUGGAGUCGUUACGGGCGCCAUUCGUGUAUUGUUCGGCCGCGACUCGCGAGGUAUUGCUCCGACUGGAAAAAUAUCACUACCGGAUCAACUUUGCGCAGGGCAAACUCGAAAGCAGAAAUGUGACUUACGACAGGAGCAUGCGCAGAUUGGCAAAGCCACUGCCCCUCGAUACACCUACGACCAUCGAGCUUGCCCCAGGAAACAACAUCCAGGUGACCCUCGUCGACGCCAAUCACUGCAUUGGUGCGGUCAUGUUCCUCAUCGAAGGUGAUGGUAAGGCCAUCUUAUAUACUGGCGAUACAAGAGCGGAGAUUUGGUGGGUCAAUACACUAGUGCAGAACCCAAUCCUGCUGCCCUAUACCCUUGGCCCUCGACGACUAGACUGCAUGUACUUGGAUACGACAUUUGCAACUAAAUCACAUCCCUACCGCGAGUUUCAAUCGAAAGGAGAGGGUAUCAAAGAGCUACUGGGCAAGAUCUCGAAAUACCCAGACGACACCAUCUUUUACUUCCACUCAUGGACUUUUGGAUAUGAGAACGUUUGGAUAGCUCUGUCUGCAUUUCUUCGAUCGAGAAUCCACUUGGAUAGUUAUAGGGCCGGCAUCUAUGGCUCGUUGUCAAGUCUUGACAAGAAGUCUCUUCGAGAAGUAGGCCUCCAUGUCACCUUUGACAACAAAUUCCUCCGAGAGAGUGGGUUGGACAUUCGAGAAGCGCCUGCGUUGUGUGGAUUCCGGAAUGGCAAUCGUAUGCAGCCAGGCUGCUUGACGUCUCAGCCCAGCGUGCGCAUUCAUUCUUGCGAACGUGGAAUGGGCUGCCCGGUCCUUGAUCAUGACAAGAACGCUAGUGUGGUUCAUAUUAUACCGAUCGUGACGCGAGUCAAAGGCAGCAACGUUGAAAUAGCUGAGCUAGGCGCAGGAGGCGGCAAAGGCGAUCUGGAUCAAAAAGAAGAACUCGAGACCGGCAAUGCAGCCGACAUUAACAAGAUCAUUGAGCUGUGCGCCAAGACUAUCAAGGACGAAACCCUCCUGUCCAAGUUGUCGAACGUAUUACAGGAAGCACUUAAAGAGCGCAAUGGAACGAUUGAUCUUGAUAUGGAUUUGCAAAAGGAAAGCCCGGACAAGAAGCCAGAACUUUCGCUUGAGCACCUGGCUUCAGUUCUCUCAACGCGUUUGAACAAGUCCCAGGACGCAGAGCCACCUCUGAACAAAACAAUCCGCUUUCCUUACUCUCGUCAUUCCUCCUUCGCAGAACUAUGCAGCUUAGUCGAUGCGUUCAAACCCAAAGACGUCUUCCCCUGCACUGUGAAUGAGAACAAAUGGGAUCCUGAGCUUAGCAUGCGGUACCUGUUUGGGCCAUUCUGCUCAGGCGAUACCUUCCGCCAUGAUACCGAGAUGAUGAAGAUUUACGAAGCUAGAUUGGAGCAGGAAAGUUACGAAAGACGCGUGCAGAGUGAGAGUCAGAGUGAGACGCAAAGCAGUCGCGGAGGGACUGCCAGCCCUCAUGCAAAUCACCACACUAUUUCCAAACUGGACGGAGAAGGCGAAGACGAAGGCGUGGGGUCAGAUGGACGUACUGGAGACUCUGGAGCCUUUCGGGCGCCAGCAGAUGUUCUGGUUCUGCAUGAAGACACGGCGUUUGUCUCAGAAACGGUAGCUCCACCCACAGGCCAGGAGCGGCAUCGCAGCGCUUCGCCGGCAGAUCAGGCCGAAGGCGAACAAGAUACAACGGUCACCGACAACCUUGAGCUACCAUCAACUCUCCAAGACACACCAUUCGCCGCCGCCAAACGGCCUGCCAGCGAAGCGUCUAAUGAGCCUAACGAGCACAAGCACAAGAGACUCAAGAAUUGGCGAAUAGCAUACGAAGCAGCCCUGGGUCUCAACGGCCUGACAUGGGCUGACUACGGUGGUCUCGUCUCGGCGCGACCAGAAACCGAAGAGGAAGAGCUGGGAACCGAGGCAUAGCAUUUGGGAAGGCGUUUUGGUAUGAUACCCAUUGUUUUCAAUCCCGCUAGGAGAUCUAUGCACAUGCAUUGCUGCAGCAUAAAAUAGUAUUUACAACAAACCGAAAAAUUUCUCAACCACUCAGCCACUGUUUCCACGCUUAGGGCAAAGGUCCCGGUGC